This is a messenger RNA of Theobroma umbraticum, 1878 nucleotides long. RefSeq names its product protein NRT1/ PTR FAMILY 8.2-like. The record is from RefSeq and is a predicted model, not a curated record. Gene Ontology annotation, molecular function: transmembrane transporter activity. Gene Ontology annotation, cellular component: membrane. Gene Ontology annotation, biological process: oligopeptide transport; transmembrane transport. Lineage: Eukaryota; Viridiplantae; Streptophyta; Magnoliopsida; Malvales; Malvaceae.
UUGAUUUUUUGGAUGGAAAUAACCGAACCUGGGGUAGACCCGUUUGAGAAGUCCAUUUUUCAGCCUUCUAUGGAGCAAUUUGUUGAGGAGACGAAGCAGAAUCAUGAGAAGGAAGACAUUGUAUCAUCGGCCACAUUGGUGAGCAAUGGAUGCGUGGAUAUCAGAGGGAGAGUUGCAGAUAAGCAAACAACUGGAGGAUGGAAGGCAGCUCCAUUUAUCAUAGUGAAUGAGGUUGCGGAGAGAUUAGCAUUUUUUGCAAUAGCAGUGAACAUGGUGGCUUAUCUGGUUUUCGAAUACCACCAGUCGCUUCCAUCUGCUGCCACUCACGUGACCGAUUGGAUUGGAGCUGCCUACGUUCUAACUCUACUUGGAGCAUUUCUCGCCGAUGCUUAUUUGGGUCGAUUCUUAACGAUUAUCAUCUUUUCUUGCAUAUAUGCAGUGGGAAUGGUCUUGUUGACGCUCUCGGCCUCCAUAGACAGCCUACGCCCUCCAUGCACGGCCAGACCAUGCACAAAAGCAACCGACAACCAAUCAGCUUUUCUCUUCGUUGCACUGGCUCUUAUAGCCCUUGGAACUGGCGGUAUCAAACCAUGCGUUUCGUCCUUUGGAGCAGACCAAUUCGACGAAGCUGAUGAAAAAGAAGUCCAGAAGAAAUAUUCGUUCUUCAACUGGUUCUUCUUCGCCAUUAACAUGGGCGCCCUCUUGGGUAUCACACUAUUGGUUUAUAUACAAGACAAGAAAGGAUGGGGCUGGGGUUUUGGAGUUCCUACUGUGGCUAUGGUUUGCUCUAUUGUCAUCCUAGGUGCCGGAAUACUGUAUCGUUACCAAAAGCCCAUGGGAAGCCCUUUCACAAGGUUUCUUCAGGUUAUCGUGGUUUCUGUGAGGAACCAUUUUAAAGGGGUUGGAUUAGGACGUGAAGCUGUCCUAUAUGAGGUCAAUACACAAGAGUCUGAUAUUUUUGGUGCUCGAAAACUUGCUCAAACCAAACAAUACAGGUUCUUGGACAAGGCAGCAGUGGUUACAGAUCCUGAGGGUAACAUUAAAAAUCGCUGGAGACUCUGCACAGUAACUCAAGUAGAAGAAUUCAAGUCCUUCAUCAGAAUACUCCCUGUAUGGGCAUCAACAAUAGCUCUUUCCAUCUCAUUUGCCCAACUCUCAACCUUCUUUAUCAGCCAAGCCACCAUCAUGGACCGAAAGCUAGGUCCCAACUUCACGAUUCCAGCAGGUUCAGUCCCUGUCUUCAGCGCCAUCAACGCCCUCCUACUAGUCCCUAUCUACGAGAGAUGGAUGGUCCCAAUCCUACGCAAACGCACCGGUCAUCACCGUGGCAUUACAUCCUUACAACGAAUGGGUGUUGGCCUAUUUAUAUCAAUCUUCGCUUUGGCGUCAGCAGCUUUGGUAGAAAAGAAACGCCGUGACCAUCCUAAACCAUCGUCCAUGAGCGUGUUUUGGUUGCUCCCGCAGUUUUUCUUAAUAGGCAGUGCAGAGGUCUUCACUUAUGUGGGACAACUGGAAUUCUUUUACGAUGAAGCGACUGAUGGGACGAGAAGCAUAAGCAGUGCAAUGUUUCUCAGUGAGAUUGGAAUAGGGAGUUGGCUAAGCACUGCAUUUGUGAAAAUCAUUGAGCGUGCAACUGGUGGGGAUCAGAAAGGAUGGCUGAGAAAUGAUCUUAACAAAAGCAGGCUGGAUUAUUUCUACUGGAUAUUGACUGCAAUCAAUGCUGUUAAUUUCUUGGAUUACUUGUGGGUGGCUUGGCGAUACAAGGGAAAGAAUGGCCUCGGGGGGAGUGCCAGGGUCAAGACCAUGGCCGAGCCCGCUGGUGAUGACAGAGGGGAGUUUCAAAGCGUGGUGUUGUGAAAUCCAAGCAAGAAAAAUCAC